Molecule: messenger RNA, 6290 nt
Organism: Xyrauchen texanus (razorback sucker)
Lineage: Eukaryota; Metazoa; Chordata; Actinopteri; Cypriniformes; Catostomidae
Product: copine-7-like
Biological process (GO): cellular response to calcium ion
Cellular component (GO): plasma membrane
Molecular function (GO): calcium-dependent phospholipid binding
Source: RefSeq, a predicted model, not a curated record
AUGAGUGACUCACAGGAAGCGACAUCCCCGGUGGCAGGCAUCGGAGGACCUGUUGCCUGCGUGUCCAAGGUGGAGCUGCGUGUGUCCUGUAAGUCCCUGUUGGACCGAGACACGCUCAACAAGUCUGACCCGUGCGUCAUGCUUAUGGUUCAGAAUCAAGGCCAAUGGACAGAAUUGGACCGUUCUGAAGUGAUCAAGAGUAACCUGAAUCCAGUCUUCGCUAAAGUCUUAAUGCUGGACUAUUACUUCGAGGAAGUACAGAAACUGCGCUUUGAAGUCUACGACAUCCAUGGAACACAUAGUAUCGGAACUCGCGAUGAUGACUUCCUGGGUGGUGUGGAAUGCACGCUUGGACAGAUAGUGGCCCAAAAAAAGAUGGUGAAACCUCUUCUUCUGAAAUACGGAAAAUAUGCUGGAAAGUCAACAAUUACAAUUCAUGCAGAAGAGAUUUCCGGAAACAAUGGCUAUGUGGAGCUUUCCUUCUGUGCCAAAAAGUUGGAUGAUAAGGAUCUCUUCAGCAAGUCAGACCCAUUCUUGGAGAUUUACCGGAUUAAUGAUGAUGGAACAGAACAGCUUGUACACAGAACUGAAGUAAUCAAAAACAACCUGAACCCUGUGUGGGAGCCUUUUAAAGUGUCUCUCAUUUCUCUGUGCAGCUGUGAUGACGAAAAAAAAUUAAAGUGCUUAGUCUGGGAUUAUGACUCCAGGGGAAAGCAUGACUUCAUUGGCGAAUUCUACACCAAUUUCAAAGAAAUGCAAAAGAUUUCCUUGGAAAACAAGUUCACGUGGGAAUGCAUCAAUCCAAAAUACAAACUAAAGAAGAGGAACUACAAGAAUUCUGGGCUGGUUAUUCUCAGCGAUCUCAAGCUUCACAGAGUCUAUUCCUUCCUGGACUACAUCAUGGGAGGCUGCCAAAUACACUUCACAGUUGCUAUUGACUUCACAGCGUCCAAUGGGGACCCUCGCAAUAGCUGUUCCCUACACUACAUCAACCCAUAUCAGCCGAAUGAGUAUCUGAAAGCUUUAAUAGCCGUGGGGGAGAUCUGCCAGGACUAUGACAGUGACAAACGAUUUUCUGCUUUGGGUUUUGGGGCAAGAAUUCCACCUAACUAUGAGGUGUCUCAUGACUUUGCCAUCAAUUUCAACCCAGAGGAUGAUGAAUGUGAAGAGAUCCAGGGGGUUGUGGAAGCUUACCAAAACUGCCUCCCCAAGAUCCAGCUAUACGGUCCCACCAAUGUGGCUCCCAUCAUCAACAGAAUAGCUAAACUGGCGGCAGGAAAAGAACCAAUUAAAGAUGCUUCUCUAUAUCACAUCCUGCUGAUCCUCACAGACGGGGUGGUUACAGACAUGGCAGAUACACGCGAGGCCAUUGUCCGGGCGUCCUAUCAACCUAUGUCCAUCAUCAUAGUGGGAGUAGGGAACGCUGACUUCACCGACAUGCAGAUUCUUGAUGGAGAUGAUGGAGUUCUGCGCUCACCCAAAGGAGAACCUGUCUUAAGGGACAUAGUCCAGUUUGUGCCCUUCAGAGACUUUAAAACGGCUUCACCAGCCGCACUGGCAAAGUGUGUGCUUGCAGAGGUGCCUAAACAGGUAGUGGAGUACUUCAGCCACAAGGCAAUACCGCCCAUUAAUCCUGUGCUGAAUUCUACACCCAGCUCCAUUGCCAACACACCAGAAUAAGCCUGUACAACCUCCACAGUACUGCAGAGGGUGAGCGCUGGGAUUGGGCUGUUCAGCCAUUACCACACAGUACAUUGAUUACGCUGUCUUCAUAAAUAAGCUGUUCAUACAGACUGAGAAUUUGGAUAUUGGUGUCAGAUCUGGCCCUUGACACAACGACUGCUUCCCCAGCAUGCAAACUGGAGCCCUAUUCCCUCUGUCUACAUAAGGCUCCUCGGAAGGGCAAACAAAUCACUUAAUUCCCAUCAGGUCCACAGGCUUCUGAUCCCCACUGGCUCUUUUCAAAUGCACAAGGCCACCUCUGCAUUCUGCCGGUUUUCUAUGCCUUUUAGAGCUCUUUGAGGGCUCUGCCUACCUGUGUGUUCUUUUAAUUUCUGGACUCCUGGAGGACUGGAGCAGAAAUGGUCAGAAGUAUACAAUGUAAAAACAUUCCUAUAGAUUAUAACAUGUAAACUGAAUGAGGUAGUUUUUUGUUUUACUGGACAAAUAUGCAUAUUUUAGUGCAGACACCAUCAUCACCUCAAUAAAAGUAAAGAUGAAAGUAAAGAUAAGGUGUGUGAAGAUUAAAUUGAGCAAUUUGAAUUUAAAGACCCCAUGGAAUCAAAAUGAGAGUUUUGUGGAUUUUUGUUCAUGUGUGUUUCAUUUUUAUUCCAGAAAAACAGACCAAAAACAUUGAUGACUCAUGCUGCACUACACAUAUUUUUGUUCAAUCCUAUCAGGUACAAGAGAGGAACAAAAACCUUUCAAUUGUUCCGGAGUGAAAAUUUUAUUUUUAAAUGCUGGUAACCGGUUUAUAACACUAUUAUUUUGUUACAGUAAUAUUUUCAUGAAACUGAAGAGCUUAUAACAGUAAAAUUUCAGAAUGAUCAGAAAAUGCAUUUUUUUAUGGAAUUAUUGUUAGAUAUGAUACGCUAAUUCUAGUGCUGUCAUUUGAUUACAAUUUGUAAUCAUGAUUAAUCUAAUCAAUUCUUUAGUUAAUCAUGAUUAAUCCCAGAUUUUGAAAGUGCUUAAAUUUGACACUUUAUAUUCUGCUUUUCCUAUCAAAAUGCAUUUGGUUCCAUCUUAGGAAAUAAAACAAAACAUGAAAAAGUAUAAUGCUUUAUUAACAUUUUACAAACAAAGCUUUCAACAGUAUAAAGAUAGAAAUGUGCUAAAAUAGCACCAAUUCAAAUAACAUUAAAUGUUUCCCAAAGUCUAAGUGGGAGUUUGUCUAAUUAAAAAAACUAGUCUCCACAUAGGUUGCAUUUUAAUUUUCAAUAUGCAUUAAAUCUCUUAAACUCUCAUCCUCCACAAUAUUAAUCUGCUGGUAGACUGUGGCUAUACGGUUUGCUAUAGCAAUCGCAAAGCCGUUUGUGAUUCAUGAUUCAUGUCAGGGCGUCAACAUCAGUGUCAGGUGCCACUUUGAACUCCACAUGAAAAGUUGAUUCAGGACUUUUAUUAGCUCCAGAAGAACAUGCUCUGUACAUGCGCUCUCUGUGGGUACACCAAGGUUUAAAAUAAUAAUAAUAAUAAUAAUAAUAAUUUGGCCACACAGUGUGUGCAUGCAUGAGAGAUUUAUAAAUUGAUUUUAGAUGGCCAUUUGUAUAUUUUAAAUUAAUUCAUUCAUUUGGGGAAUAUUAAGGAUAUUUAUUGAAAAGACAUUAAUUUACAUAAGCUACUGUAUUUUAUGUUUAUUAUGAUUUCUAUACAGAUCAGGCAAGUUAUUUGGGGCUUGUUUUUCUAUUGCUAGAUCUGCAGUAUCACCCACCCUUAGCAUGCUGCCAUUUUAUAUAGUAUGUUAAUAGUUUUUUCAUUAUUGUUAUCCAUUUGGAAAGGAGGACGCAGAACGCCGGAACCAAACAGUUUCUGGUCAGAUCGAACCGAAAUAAAAAAUUUUUAGCUUUAAAUCCCUGAACCAAAUGCUCUCCAGAGAAUGUCCCUCCCCUGCAACCAACCAGCAAGUACCGAAUCAUGUUCAUGGUUGUGACAUACCUAUACCUAAUGCCCAUUGGCUAUUUUAAAAGAAAAGUGAUGAGCCUUUCAAUAUGUCUGCCCAAACUUCCUUUUUCAAUAAGAAAUACUUCAACACGGAACAAAAAGCUUGUCAAAUGGUUUCAUGGGGUCUUUAUCUCAGCAUUUGUUUUUAUCACUUUCUACAGCUCAGGUACUGUGGAAACACUUUGAAUCAACAUUAACAGCUGAAAUUUACACCACAAGAGAACCAAGACACACAUGAUCCAUUUUCAAAUCUUUGCUCUAACUACAGCAAUACAUUUUCAUUUGAAGUUAUGCAAAGCAAGCAUUCAACCCCCAUUACAUAUGUAAACACAGUAAAGUGAAAAAUAUGUGUAACGGGCUGUUUCCAUUGUUAUAUUUGGGUUGCACACUCUGUCAAGCUCAGCCCAGUAAUUACUCCAAUAGGAAUCAGAUACAGGUCUUUCAUUUACUGCUAUUCAGAACAAACAACAUGCCAUGCUUAUUGCAGACAUUUGUAUUUAAUAUGAAGGAAUCAUAUAAAUAUUGCCCUAUUCAUUUCAAUGUUUUUUUUUAAUAAUAUCUAAAUUUAACCUAAAACAACAUGAACAAUAUAGCCAUGAUAAAUGCGGAAGGUUACAACAUUCUUAUGCAUGACCACAAAUUCUAACAUUGUUCAUGUACAAACAAACAAGCAUGUAGAAAACUAAACUUCAUCUUAAAUGGAAGACCAUAAAGAUAGGAUGGCUACAGUGAGAAAAGUCACACAACUUAUUACAUAAAGAUUAUCACAUUAAAGGCAUAGGUAAGGUAUAAAUGCAUUUACACAGCAUUGAAAUCAAAUUUCACUAUUACAGCCCAUUACACUGUAUGUCUGGUUUCAAAUAUCUAGUAAUUGAGACUGAAUAACAGCUAUGAAUUGCAACCUUUCAUUCAAUAAGAGAUAUAAACUGAUUUAGGGUUAUCCAGCAUUAUGCAUCUGAUGGCAGUUAGUCAAAAGGUUGCAUCAACAUGAAAACUAUGGCAGUCUGAUAUGCUUCUGAUAAUGUACUUUUAAAACGAUUUCAAAUAUGACACACACAAAAAAAUCAUAUUAAUGUGUUUAAACAAUGCAUCAAUAUUUAAACAAUGUUUUUAUGCUAUGAACCCAAAUUAACAUAGAAUGACUAUAUUAACCUGUUUAGAAUUGAUGGUUUUGAGCAUGGAAUCAUCUUGCCCUUAAAGUAAUAUUCCAGGUUCAAUACAAGUUAAGCUCAUUUCACAGCAUCUGUGGCAUUAUGUUGAUUGACAUAACAAAUUAUUUAAACUUGUCCCUGCUUUUCAUUAAAAAAGCAAAAAUCGAGAUUUCUUUAAGGCACUUAUAUUGGAAGUGAAUGGGACCAAUCUGUAAAAGUUCAAAUACUCACUGUUUCAAAAGUGUAGCCACAAGGCAUAAACAACAGUUUGAUAAAAUCGCUUAUUAACCUUGUCUGUGUAAAGUUAUAUCCAAUUUUACAACUUUGUUGCCAUGAUAAUGUAACACCGUGAACCCUAAAACUCUUAAACAACCGUAAAAAUGACAAUUUACAACUUUACAGCUAAAAUAAACCACACAAAUUUAAACAGAACAGGUAAUGUAAAUGCUUUUAUAAUAUUAUAAGCUUCAAAUUUCUGCCUUUUAAACCCUCCAAAAAUUGGCCCCAUUCACUUCCAUUGUAAGUGCCUCACUGUAACCUUGACUUUUGCUUCUUGAGUCAAAAAGGUGAGUCGAAAUAAUUGUAUGUGGUCAAUCAACAUUAUGCCACAAAUGUUGUUGAUUGGGCUUAACUUGUUUUGAACUUGGAAUAUUCCUUUAAGAUAAUGACAGUUUUAAUUUCCCCCAAAAAGUGUCAUAUGCAAGGUAAUAUAUCCCUUGAUGCAUUUAGUAUAAAUUCAUUUGAAGUGCAGGAGUAUUGCGCGAAUGCAACAUUAUAAUUCAAUUGUGCAAAACCGGAUUAUGAUAGUUUUUCAGAGUUUAAACUGUGCAUCUAGUCUAUUUUUGGCAAAGCACAGUGGUCUUGUACAUUGCAUUUUGUAAAUCUUCUCUUUGCUUGUCUUUUUUAAUCCAAUUCCAAAUGGGCUGCAUGGCAUGCUAAGUGUAUCCUGGGGUGUUACCUGUUGCCUCUCUUGUGGAGGUGUCCUUUCUCCUCUCUCAAAUACGAGCUGAAGGAUGGAACAUGUUCAGCAUGAGUUUCUUUUCUACAGUCUAAGGUCAUUGCCUCUUUACUGACAGAACAUCAGCUUUAGAUAUUUAGAGCUACACAGAGCUCUGAGUCAUUAAAGGCAGUCUGCUCCAGGCUAAAUCAUUUUAUCAAAGAGAAGAUAGACAGAUCAUGCUGGCCAGAAAGAGAUUAUCAUUAAAGUGUAUUGUUAUCAUUGCACAUGACUCCCUGAAGCACUGGAUUGCAGGGAGCAUGAGGAGCCAUUCAAGCAUUUAACUAUGUUUUGUCGCACCUAUCCUUUGACAAUGUGUUUUGAUUUGAGCCAGUGAGAUUACUGGAAGUAAAAGUUGUGAUUUACUGCAUGCUAUCCUCUGUAUUGAGAUAAACCUGUCUGUUUCUUUUCAAUGUUAUUUUGUUGGAAGCAAUUCUGCCAUUGCACCAGCCCUGUUUCCUGUAGUCUAGACCCAUAAUCCUGCA